AUGCAAGUUUCCAAGUCAAGAACAUCAUUUUAUCUCCAAGUGUUAGUUCUCGCUACCGAGCAAAACAAAGCUUCACGAAUUUUGAUAUGGAAAGAUAGAUACUUGAGUCAUGCAUCACGUCAAAGUGGAAUGAAGCCAUUUGGAUCAACCAUCGGGCCGAACUUAUUUUCUACCGAGACAUGUCCGGUUAGCGAGCAAACGGAGCCCAUGGAGGAUUUGGAGUGUCUAAUGGCCCGAGCAGCAGCGCCAAAGGCCUUGAUCGAAAGAGAAGAGGCCUGGCUAAUGUUUGGAGCUUUCCUUGGUACAAUGUCGGCCCAUACACGACGUGGAGAAGAAGGCUCGCUCAUGGGAAACUUUCCUUUUCCGGCAUGA
This is a messenger RNA of Microthlaspi erraticum, 372 nucleotides long. Lineage: Eukaryota; Viridiplantae; Streptophyta; Magnoliopsida; Brassicales; Brassicaceae. The record is from the annotation of a GenBank genome assembly.